CUCAAUCAGCUUUACAUCAUUAUCCCCAUUAUACAGGUGGGAAACUGAGGGACAGGGAGGGGGAGUGACUUGCCCAAGGUCACCCAACAGACCAGUGGCAGAGCUAGGGAUAGUCCCAGUCCAGGGGUCUCUCCACUAGGCCAUGCAGUUGCCCUGUGAUUCCUCAGGGCCCCUCCCCUCUCCUGUACGUUGUGUUACAGUGUGGUGGGGGCAGGCUGAGCAGUGCACUGGAGCUGCCAUGGCUGGGGUAGAUACUGAAGAGCUUCCCAAGAUACCUGAAGAGGAUAUGGAAGCAAUGAACGCUGCUGUUGGGAAAGGAGACCUCACCGAAGCAGCUGCUAAAGCGAAAGAGGCUCUGGAGAGCAUUGAUAAAAUCCCUCUCAACAUCGCUGUCACGGGGGAGUCGGGCUCUGGAAAAUCGUCCUUUGUCAACGCCAUCCGGGGCCUGCGGGAUACAGAUAAAGGUGCUGCUGAGAUGGGGGUGAAUGAAAGGACAAUGAAGACCACUCCUUACCCACAUCCUACAUACCCAAAUGUAAUAGUCCGGGAUCUGCCAGGGAUCGGGACCCCAACAUUUAAACCAGACACGUACCUCAAGCAGGUGCAGUUCAGCCGCUACGACUUUUUCACCAUCAUCUCCUGCACCCGCUUCACAUCCCACGAUAUUGGACUCGCUCAGGAGCUCCAGAGACUGGGGAAGAAGUUUUACUUUGUGCGCUCCAAGGUGGACCAGGAUUUGACAAAUGAAAAACGAAACUAUGACGAGGGGGGAAAACUGAAGCAGAGCAAUGCUGCCAUGAAAAGGCCACUUCAGUACAGUGAGAGUUCGAUCCUCGAUGCCAUCAGAGAGAACUGCAUCAAAGGCCUGAAAGCAGGACAGGUGACUUCCCCACAGGUUUUUCUUGUAUCUAGAUGGGACUUCAGCAAGUACGAUUUUCCCAAAUUGCAGGGAGUGCUAUUGGAUGAGCUGCCCAGUCUCAAGAGACUCGCUCUUCUACGAUCCCUGUCCAAUGUUUCUAAAGAAAUCCUAGAGAAGAAAAAACAACAGCUGCAAACGCAGAUAUGGCUGAAAAGUCUGGCGUCAUGUGCAGUCGCUGCUCUUCCUAUACCGGGUCUCUCCACUGUUUGCAAUAUCGCCAUGCUGAUGAUGUCACUGAAAGGGUUCUGCAGGGACCUGGGCCUCAAUGAAGAGUCUCUCGCUACACUUGCCAGACAGGCUAACAAGCCCAUUGCAGAGCUGAAGGCCGUUAUAAAGUCCCCACUGAGUGAGGAAAUAACAGAAGAUCUUGUAAUUAAGCUACUGACCAAGUGCGCAGCUGGGGCAGUGAAAUUUUCUACAUAUGUGUUUGAAUUUGUACCUGUGGUAGGUUCUGUGGUAUCUGCAGCAGUUUCUCUCCCUACCACAUACUUCAUGUUGAAGAAUUUCCUGGAUGCUGCUGCUGAUGAUGCUGUACGAGUUCUGGAGGUGGUUAUGGAGGGAGACGUUUCAAACUCAGAGAAACAGCAUGAAAACUGCAGCACCCCCUGAAAGGAAGAAACGUGGCUGAAAGAAUCAAAGUAAAGACCCUGUCCUAGCUGGAGCUUGGAGCUCAAAGCUGUGGGAAGUCUCAUCAAAAUGCCAACAGGGGUCCUAGGCUCUCCUUUGAGAUAAUAAUACAUUAAAAAGUGCUUAGACUGAUCAUUGUAAUUCUGUAAUGCUCAUAG
Messenger RNA from Mauremys mutica (yellowpond turtle), 1704 nucleotides. Its product is annotated as interferon-inducible GTPase 5-like. Gene Ontology annotation, molecular function: GTPase activity; GTP binding. The record is from RefSeq and is a predicted model, not a curated record. The transcript is spliced from 2 exons. Lineage: Eukaryota; Metazoa; Chordata; Testudines; Geoemydidae. The coding region runs from base 143 to 1528 and encodes 461 amino acids. Gene Ontology annotation, cellular component: membrane.